Erigeron canadensis is the source of this 942-nucleotide messenger RNA. RefSeq lists its product as uncharacterized. The record is from RefSeq and is a predicted model, not a curated record. Gene Ontology annotation, molecular function: zinc ion binding. The coding region runs from base 1 to 942 and encodes 313 amino acids. NCBI's taxonomy places the organism in Eukaryota, Viridiplantae, Streptophyta, Magnoliopsida, Asterales, Asteraceae. The transcript has a single exon.
AUGACGAAUCUUGAUGGGUGGAAAGAGCCUUUAGCGUACCAUCGUUUUUGUCUCAGGCAUGUAAGAAGUAAUUUUAUGAAAAGGUACAAGAACUUGAGCCUCAAAAGGUUUUGUUGGGCUAUUGGCAGCACCACCCAAGAAAGGAAGUUUCUUGGAUACAAGAGACAAAUAAAAGAAAUCAAUCUUGAAGCUUGGCAUUACCUUGAACAGAUUGAUAAAAGCAAGUGGUGUCUUUUAUUCGAUGAAAAUCGUCGAUGGGGUUGCCUCACUACAAAUAUAUCUGAGAGUAUUAACAAUGCAUUACGAGGGGCCAGGCAGUUACCAAUUAAGGCUUGUAUCAACCUUACCUUCAACAGAACUGUGCAACUUUUUAGAAAACAUAGUGAGAUUGCAAUGAACUGCAAUACACCGUUACCAUCUCGCAUGUGGCGCGUUUUUAAUAAUCGUGACACCCGUGCACAAAGCCAUCAAUUUUCAGAGUUUAACUACACUGAAGGUGUGUACAGAAUCAUCACCAAGUUACGGACAAAUGGUACAGGUGGAAAUACACACACCGUCCAUUAUUUUCAACAAGCAUGUACAUGUGGUAAGUGGCAAAUGGAAAGGUUUCCGUGUUCACAUGCUCUACCUGUUUGUCGACACAGAGGAGAUAACCCUUUCACCAUCAUCAACAGUGCGUAUACUCCUAGAACCUACAUACAACAGUAUCAAUCAAAUUUUUUACCACUUCCUCAUCCUGAUUAUUGGUUGCCUGCAACCUGGAAGAUUAAAGGAGAUAACUCAAAAGUUUCGGUUGGUCGAGGAAGGAAGCGUACAAACCGAAUUCGUAAUGAAAUGGACGUUCGUCAUCCUGAUGAGCCUCGGAGGUGUGGAUUGUGCCAACAACCUGGCCAUAAAAGGAAUGCUUGUUCGAACUUUCAACCAAGAUUCAACGAGACGUAA